AUGUUUCAGGUGGGUCAGACACUUAAAGGACUUGAGCCAUUCGACAGUGACCCCGGAGACGGACGUCUUGAUGAUCACCUUGACCUUGUAGACUUGACAUCUCAAAUGCCGUUCCUCCGUGCGGAAGUGAGGGCGGCUCAGGAACUCGGCAGAUGA
This is a messenger RNA of Phytophthora nicotianae INRA-310, 156 nucleotides long. RefSeq lists its product as hypothetical. Bases 1 to 156 code for a protein of 51 amino acids. NCBI's taxonomy places the organism in Eukaryota, Oomycota, Peronosporomycetes, Peronosporales, Peronosporaceae. The record is from RefSeq and is a predicted model, not a curated record. The transcript has a single exon.